AUGGUGCUGCGCUGGAGAGCGUCGCUGGCAGUGAUGCUGUGCGUGAUGCCCGGCGGGCCGUUCGCUCUGAUUCCGGAAGAGAUUUACAAGUGCUACCGGGCCGACAACUACGCCCUCUUCAACCGACACAACCGACAGGCUGUUUCCAUGGACCAGCUGAUCGGCCUGGUGGAGCGGCUGGAACACGCCCAGGGAGCCCAAUUCAUGUCGCCGCAGCGCAUCACGGCCACGCUGCUCAGGCGCUUCCGCUACGACGGCAUCAUUGACCAGAACGUCAACCAGGAGAUCUCAACUUACCUGGAACCUUUCACCUUCAUCCAGCCUGAGAACGCCAAGUUCCAGAUGCUUCAGAGACUCAUCAACCUAGACAAUACCAACUUCCCUGAGGACGACUUCACGUUGGAAGAGAAGUGCACUAUGCAUUGGCUGCUGUCGCACUCUGUGAACGAGACAGAGCGUGACGACGAGAACGAUUUCUGCGGCCGCGCCAGUCGCCGCCGCCGGGCUCCGCGGCGCUACGGCUCCCGCUCGCGCUCCCGCUCCGGCUCCUCCAGCUCGGGCUCCGGUGGCCAGGUGUCCGGAGGCUUUGUCGGCAACGUACCCGACGAGCAGGCCAGCAACUGCCCGCUUGAGAUGGGCGUCGUCUACUCGCCGUACGGACCGGUGGCGGCCGGCACGCUCAUUGCGGGCAUGGCCGCCGGCCUGUCGGAGCAGGACGUGUCGGUGGCGGACGUCGUGGGCUCUGACACCUUGACGCUGCAGGAGCUGACGCAGCAGCAGCGCUCGCUCCAGCUCAACAACAUCUGGGCCGCCACACUGGCAGGUGACGUCGCCCAGACGGCGCUGCACUACGAGGGCCGCGGUGGCAACAACGCCCCGGCCGUGCUGGGCCCGGGCGGCUUCUGGAACAGCACCUACUGCCCGCAUGAGUACAGCCUGGCCAGCCGCGCCAGCGUCACGGCCAUGACCAACGCUGAGAUCUACGGAGGCAUCGACGGCUACCUGAUCGGCUCGCAGCUGAAGGACUGGAGCCACCGUUCCGGCUUCCGGCUUUCGAGCGUGCUGCGCAUGUACUACUCGGCCGAUGGCGUCAGCUACGACCGCCGCUUCCGCGCCUGCGAUCGGCUCACCAAUCUCCUCAACGACGACCUCAUCAAGCAGGACACGCUACAGACGGAGGUGAGCGAUGCGCCGCACGAAGCGCCGGAGUGA
Molecule: messenger RNA, 1212 nt
Organism: Pollicipes pollicipes
Lineage: Eukaryota; Metazoa; Arthropoda; Thecostraca; Pollicipedomorpha; Pollicipedidae
Exons: 9
Coding region: 1-1212 (403 amino acids)
Source: RefSeq, a predicted model, not a curated record